Achroia grisella is the source of this 5875-nucleotide messenger RNA. RefSeq names its product huntingtin-interacting protein 1 (gene Hip1). Gene Ontology annotation, cellular component: membrane; clathrin-coated vesicle; actin cortical patch. The coding region runs from base 265 to 4989 and encodes 1574 amino acids. Lineage: Eukaryota; Metazoa; Arthropoda; Insecta; Lepidoptera; Pyralidae. The record is from RefSeq and is a predicted model, not a curated record. Gene Ontology annotation, biological process: clathrin coat assembly; endocytosis; actin filament organization. Gene Ontology annotation, molecular function: phosphatidylinositol-3,4-bisphosphate binding; actin filament binding; clathrin light chain binding. The transcript has 24 exons.
UUCUGUGGUUUACGAAGGGACUGUUCCUGUAUAUUUUUUUAUAGUAAAAUUUUAUGAAUGAAGUUGUUUUCUGUACAUGUUUGUUAUAUUGUCGGUAAUAUUUUUUUUAUACAUUUCCUCGUUACUUGUAGAAAACUAUUUAAAAGGAUAACUUUGUGUAUAAGUGUCUAGUAUUAAAAUUCAAGUAAAGUAAAAGAAAUCGGUCAGUCUACAGACUGUAGCAGUUAACAUAAAUUUUGUAUUUGUGUAUUAAAUCGGAAAUCUAUGGCGUCGUUAUCUCUGCCGAGAGUACUCCAGCUGAAAAAGAACAGCCUGGAGGCGGAGCGAGAACAGUUCGAGAAAUUUCAGACGCUAGCCAUCCAAAAGGCUAUCAACGCCAACGAGACCCCGGUGAAGGAAAAACAUGUCAGAAGCACCCUUAUUGGGACAUUCCAAGAGCAAAGCGCCGCCACAUACUGGAUGGUGGCUCUCCGUUUGCCUCUCCAAGAUAACCGAAUCGUGGCAUGGAAAUUUUGUCACGUGACGCACAAAUUGCUACGCGAGGGGCAUCCAGCUUGCCUCGAUGACUCCCAGCGGCAUAUAGGCAUGAUAGACAAUCUCGGCAAGCUAUGGGUACAUCUUCGAGAGGGUUACGGUAAGCUGGUCCACCUAUACUGCAGCUUGUUGAUGUGCAAGCUAAAAUUCCAUGCGCGCAAUCCACGCUUUCCAGGCAACAUGCAGCUUACGGCCGAUGAGCUGGAUGCAAUAGCUGAAAACGAUGUUAACAACUAUUUCCAAAUAUGUGUGGAGUUGUUCGACUAUAUGGAUGAAAUUCUCGCACUUCAGGCUGCCGUAUUCGAUAGCCUGGGCAACGCUCGCGCUAACUCAAUGACGGCGAGCGGUCAGUGUCGACUGGCGGCACUAAUACCAUGCGCUCAGGACUCAUCGCAGAUAUACGACUGCAAUGUUCGCCUGCUCUUCAAAUUGCACGCCGCAUUGCCCGAUGACACGCUUGGUGGCCAUAGAACAAGAUUUCGACAGCAGUUCAAAAAGUUGAGCUCAUUUUACAAGCACGCGAGCAGUCUGCAGUACUACAGAAAUUUACUGACGUUACCAGUGCUCCCGUCUGACCCGCCUAACUUCUUAGUACAAAGUGAUUUCGGUACAUAUGUGGCCCCGGUGGUUUCAAUACCAGAGCCAGCGGCAGAUGAAGUGGACGCAGUUGGCGCACUCAUCGACACUACAGACCUCAUGAGUCAGGCAACAACUCCAGACCAAUUAGAUGCUUUCGAAACCCGCGCGUCACCGCAACCCGACCCGGUUGUGGAGCGCGACAAACUGAUCGAACAUCUCCAGAAUGAACUCAAGCGGCUCAGGUCAGAGAGAACGCAACUGGUACAUGAUAGGAAUACAAUGCUGAGUUCUAUGCGAGAACACUGCACUAAGUUAGAGUCACAACUUCACACAACUCAGAAUGAGCUGGAAGGAGAAAAGCAGAAAGCCGAAAUAUUAUCGGUUCAAACACCUGAAAUAAAGCAGAAGCUUGCUGAAACUGAAGAGAAAGCGAAAGUCACAGAUGAAAAAUUCCAAAAGUUAAAAGGGGCAUAUACCCAAUUACGAGAGGAACACAUAACGCUAAUCAGACAGAAAGCAGAAGUCGAUAAACUAGCAACUAGUUUAAGAGCAGCGGCAACACAACAUGAAAGCGCUAAAACGGCGUUACAGCAACAGCUGAAUGAUAGGAUAAAGGAUGUUGAGUUACUGCAACAAAGUUCUUCUUCAAGUGAGGAAAUCGAAGCAUAUAAGCUAGAAAUUGCCAAUCUUCGUGCUGAAAUAGAAAUGUCGCGACAAAAAGAGAUUGAACUAGAGACAUUACGAGCUUCAAUGGAGGCCUUAGAAAUAGAACACAAGACUGCCACUGCAGAGCAAUUAGAAAAAAUUACAACGACUGCUAACGAUUUGAGAGAGACAAAAGAAACAUUAGAAGCAAUAAAACGUGAGAAAGAAGAGAGAGAGACUGAGUUGCUCAGAGUUAAAGAAGAGUUAGUCGGACUUAAAGAAAAAAGUGGAGAUGAGUAUAAAAAGGUUUUUGAUGAAAAAGAAGCAGCGGUAAAACAAGUAGCAGAGUUAACUCGGCAACAUCUACAAGAAAAGGAGGAACAGAUGCUUUGCAUGAACAAAUUGCAUGAAGAAAUAGAAUCAUUGCAACAGAAGUGUAUAGAAUCCGACACAAAAUUCGCCCUGAAAUGUAAUGAAUUAAAUGAAGAAAUUAAUAUUAAUAAAAAGAACUUUGACGAUAUUAUAAAUGCAAAGGAUAUCGAAAUUAAAGAUUCCCUAGAGCGACUUGAACAAAUGGAAACGCAACUAAAGAAUUUGAAAUCAGACAAUGAAGAUAGAAUUAUUGAAGAGACUACUAAAGUUGAAAACCUUCAAGAACAAAUUACUCACCUUACACAAAAUCGCGAUACGAAUAUUGUAUUACUGAAAGAUAUUGAAACAGAGAAAAAUAGUUUACAAUCGAAUUUAGAUAAAGCUAUCAAAGAACUGAAUAUAUUACAGGAAUCGAUUAAUGAGAAAACUACAUUAGUACAGAAUUUAGAAAUAGAAUUAGCGGAGACAGAAACUAAUAAUCAAAUAGCAUAUGAACAAUUAGAAAACAGGAAAAACGAAGAAAUUGCUUUGCUUCAAGAACGAUACAAAUCAGAAGUAGCAGAUAAACAUAGUGAAAUUACUGAAUUAAGAAAAUUACUUCAAGAAAACACAGAAAUAGGAAAUGAACAGAAAACAAAAAGCGAGUAUUUAUUGAAUACAAUUACAGAGCUAGAGUCCAAAAUUACGGUCCAGAAUAAUGAAAUUGAACAACUGUCUUUAACAUUGAAAGAUACUUCUGCUACGCUAGAUAAACAAAAUAAUAAUUUUAUUAUUAAAGAAAAUGAAUAUAAUAAUGAAAUAACAGUGUUAAAAGAUAAACUCCAAAAUGUUAUCGACACCAAAGAUGAAUUGAUCGACAGUUUAAAAACAAUGAUAUCAAAUAAAGAUGAAGAAGUUGUAUCUCUUAAUGUUGAAGUGAAAAAUCUUACAGAUGAAGUAUUACAACUUAAAGAUGAACUGCAGGAAGCCCAAGCAGAGUUGGAGAUAGGAAAAAAUGAACUGCUCACCUUAGAAGAAGAACAUCAAAAUAUAUCUGAGCGAAAUGAUAAUAAUCUACUAUUAAAAAAUCAGGAACUCAGAACGUUGCAUGAUGAAAUUGGAAAACUAAAUAAGGACAAAUCCGAAUUAAUAACUGAAAAAGAGAAAUUGAUCAAUGAAUUCACUAUAGAAAAACAGGUUUACAUUAACAAUAUAAAGGAAUUGGACGACACUCUUAAAAAUUUGCAAGUUGAUUGUGAAACCAUCAGAUCUGACAAAGAAGUAGUGUCAAAUGAACUGAAGGCUGAAAUAAAUAGAUUAACAAUAGAAAAUGAGCAAGUAAAAAAAGGUAAACAAGAAGAAAUAGAUGUAUUGACAGAAAAAUUGGAAGAACAAGAAAAGAUUCUAAGAAAAGAUAUAUUUGAUAAGGAUCGCACUAUAAACGAAGUAAACGACACCUUAGAGAAGUUAAAGUCUGAACUACAAAACUUAAAUGAGUUAAAAAUAAAAGAAAAAGAAGAUUUCGAAAGUAUUAUAUCUGAAAAAGACAGAGAAAGUCAGAUGUUGGAAGUGCGACUACAGCACUCAGACACUAAGCGUUUGAAUGUAGAAUCUGAAUUACAGGAUCUGUUGCAACAUAAUACAGUGCUUGAAGCUGACCUCACGGCAGUUAAGAUGCAGUUAGAAGAAGCGCGAAAAGAAUUGGAGACACAGAAAUCAAAGGUAGUGCAGUGUGCUGGGGAGGCGGCACUACAGGUCACACAAGAGGCACUAGCAGCGCUCGAAAGAAGCAACCCACAAGAAACCAACCGCACGGCGGCUGAUGUAGCGGCAAAGGCGCUCGAUGAGCUAGCAAAACAUUCCGCAAUGAAGGGUCAUGAGGAUAUAGCCGCACGGUCAGCGAUUCUUGCCGCUCAUAAUACGGCCCAGCUAUCUGCAUACGUCGCGGAGCUCUGCGGGGCAUCCUCUGAUAUUGCACUCUCUGAUAAACUACACAAUGAGUGCCGAACAAUGCUGAGCACGACGAAGCAGUGCCUGGAGGCGGUGUCUAGUGGCUCGGGCCCGGGCUCCGCGAGCGUGGAGGCUCGCAGCCUGGUGCGGCGGCUGGCCGAGGCGGCCGCCAGGGCCGACAGCGCGGCGGCCGGCGCCCGCAGCGUCGACGACGAGCUCGCAGACAUGGGCACCGCCAUAGAGGACGCCGCCUCGCAGAUAGAGGAAAUGCUGGCAGCAAGCCGCGCUGGUGAUUCCGGCGUUAAACUGGAAGUGAACGGCAAGAUACUGGACGCCUGCACUACGCUCAUGGGCGCCGUAAAGAUACUCGUUCAGGAUGCGAGGAAGCUACAGAAUGAACUCGGCGACCCCACGACGAGGCAGAAGAUGUACAGGAAAAAUCCACAGUGGUCUGAGGGUCUCAUAUCAGCGGCCAAAGCGGUCGUGUUCGCUGCUAAGCUUUUGGUGUCGUCGGCGGACGAGGCGGUGGGUGCCGGCAAGUCGGGGCGCGUGGAGAGCGUGUCGGCGGCGGCGCACGAGGUGGCCGGCAGCACCGCGCAGCUGGUGGCCGCCUCGCGCGCGCGCGCCCCGCCCGCCGCGCCCGCGCUGGCCCGCCUCGGCGCCGCCUCGCGCUCCGUGGCCGCCGCCGCGGGCGCCGUCGUCGCCGCCGUGCGCGCCGGCGCCGCGCUCGUCAACGAGCAGGAGGCCCUGGACACGUCGUCGCUGACGCUGACGGCGACCCGCAUACUGGAGAUGGAGAGCAAGGUGCGGUCGCUGGAACUGGAGACGGCGCUGGAGGCCGAGCGCGCCAAGCUGGCCGCGCUCCGCAAGCGGCACUACCACCUCGCGCAGCUAGAGGAGAAUGGCGGUAUAACCAAUGGUAAAGAAUAAACAAUUGAACAUGUACAAAAGGCCGCCAUAGGAGACGAGAUUUUGUGACGUAUCAUUCUCAACAUGCAUUUUUGUACAACGACUAGGUAGCUAUAAUAUUUUGAGUAAGUUUGAGAUAGUAUGCGAAUAUUCCAUUGAAUUUAACAAAAGAGAGAAUCAAUGUCUUCCCGAUUGUGAAGGCUCAAUGUAAUGCAAAUGUAGCGAUAGACGUGAUAGUGUUAGGUGAAUGUGGUCUUAAUUAAUGGGCAAUUAUAUGUAAGCUAAAAAUAGUUCAAGAAAAUUCUUAUGAAGGUGACUUUACCACUUUUGUGGGAAGUAAUAGUUCCAAGUAUAUACAUAUAAUUAUAGAGUUGGUAAGUAAAUUGGAAACCAAUUAUUUGUACAGGUUAUAAGUAAUAUUAAUAUCGAAUAGUUGAGAGGCUCAGACCAUUCAGACCGAAUGUAAAGCAAAUAUAGAUAACAGAUUUAACGAUAAGAAUAUAUAUUGAGGAUGUGUCGAGAAGACGACGUAGAAUCAAGCAGGUAGAUUCUAACUUAAGUCCAGCGUCAUUUAUUACCAAUGUUGUAACCCAAUACAACUAUAUAAAAAUAUAUAGAACUAUAUAUAUAAUUAUAGAAUAACUCCAAAUUCAAAACUGCAGUGUAGUAGGGCUGUGAUAAUCUACAAUAUAAACAACUAAUUAUUUUUAGGAAAUCCAUUAGUUAUAAACAACAAAACGAUUACCUAAAAAUAAUUGAUUUUAGUGAAUAAUAUUUUUUUUCUAGACAUUUGACAUCGCACCAUUUACACAUAGGAACUAUGUUGCACAAGUUCUAGACUUGUGAGUUUUAUUUUAAUUUUUAGGUCACUUAAUCUUGUCUUUAAGGCCUGAGAGUUGAAAAUAUC